ACCGGAGAGAUCCCAUCAUCCCGCAUUCCGUGCGCUAGUGUGGAGCGGUUCUGUUGAGUUUUUUCCCGGUCGGCGCCCCCCAGUCGUCAGUGCUGCGGCGGCGGAAAAACUUGCGGGAUUCGAUUCGAUUCGCACGAACCACACUGUGUUUUCUGCGUGGAAAGUGUAGUGUGCCCGUGCGUUGUGACACUGCUGUGGUCUGUGGUGCAUCAAAGAUCAGCGUCCAGCGCGUCCAGAGCGUUCAAGCCUGUGUGCGAUUUAGUGACACGAUCGUGUGAUCAACGACGGCAAAAGAAGCAAAGAAAAAGAGAGAGAGAGGGAGAGAGAGCUCGAAAGUUUGGAAGCAAAAAAAGAAGCUCUGUGUGUGUGUGUUUGUGUGGGAGAGAAAUGUUCGGCACCGAUCCUCACGGGAUCGUGAUUUUUUGCGCCCUCGUGCAGUGGUGUCGACGGUUUGGCGAAUGAUAUUUCUGUAAAGUGGUGUGGCUUUUUGUUGUUGUUGUUAUUGCCCACGAAAGAGUGAUACGCAAGCAAGCAAAGAAGAAAGCAUAGAAUUUAACGCCACGACGUGUGUUAGUGCUGUUAUUGUUGCUACCCCUGGGGGAGGGCGGCUUCCCUUCCCCGACAUUUCGGUUGCAUUCGGCAUGUGACCGCCUCUCGUCCGUGCAGAUCGAGAUCGCGCGAGUUCAAUUCUCUGCCCUGAGGCAGAUUGUGCGUGUGUGUGAUUCUGUGGGUUUUUUUUUCAUUCCGUUCGGUUUAUGGUUCGCGCUUCGCCGUCGUCUACAAAUGCGUGUGUCACCACACCCGAGAAUGAAACGUGUCGUUCUACGUUUCAGCCUGCCAGCUCUGAUGUUCAUCGGUCCUGCUAAGAGUGCUAAGUGAAACGCAUCGCGCUACAUUCUGAACAACCACGCGGGGCCAUUCGUGUGCAGUGACGGCCCUCAGAGAGAGAAAGAGCGAUAAAGAAACAGGGUAAAAGUGCACCGAAACGAACCCCGGCCAAAGUAAAAGCCGGAAGGGCGCGCUCCGUGUGCGACCAGUGCCUAGCGAACGUGAAAACAAUUGUGUCAACAACCGGCGGCUUCAAAUUGAGAUGCAAAUGAGCUUUGCUGGGGCUUUAACCGGCUCGCGAUUGCGGAACUGAUUUACCGAAUUGCAUAAUUUCCACAGAAAACGUACAACCCUUCUCAGUGAGUGUGUGAUGUGAAUAAAUAUUAUAAAUCAAUUAUAAAUCAACAAAAUAAAAACAGAAGAAAAGAACAUCGUGUCAGUGUCCGGCGGAUUGAUUUAAUUAUAAAAAGUGAUUCAUAAAACGCUCUGCAUCAUAAGAGCACCAAUACCAAGAGUUGCUCGCAGCAGUCAACAGUUUCGUGUGUCGCAGCUCCUCCUUCCAUUCAGAAUUCGUCGACCGGGAAGUAACAAACCCGCUGCAAGGAUGACUGUCGAAUGUAUUGAGGAUUUGUAUCCCACCUAAGCCCACCCCCUGUCCAGUUGGUGCGUACUACCAGCACAGGGUAAACCCACUAACUGUGCGCAAAGUGUGGAGCGACUGUGACUGUGCGAAGACGAAUGCGAUUAAAAAGUGAAGAGAAUAAUAAAACAAAACCAAAUUAGUGCGAAACGAUUUGCUGUGGGCAAAAAAAGGGCCUACAGCCCUUGACCGAACCGUUCGGUUUGCGGCACGUGCGGUUGUACCGCUCCGAAAUUGUAGUGCGUAAAGCAACGCCAACAGCAAACCUAACCUACCUCACCAGUGUUGCACACAUCAUCAACCUCCCGCCCACUCCCGAACAGACGCUAUUUGCUGGCAAAUGGAUGACGGAGAAUUUUUGGACCUGUUCAGUCAAUCCUGGAAUGGCAAAUACCACGCGGCGGCCAACCGUGCAGGCGACGAACCGGCCGGCAUCGGAGCGGCGGCGGGUGGCGGGACAGGUGCCGCCGCCGGCUACACCAACUCGGCGGCGGUGGCAGCGGCCGCCACCGCUGCCGCUACCGCCGCCGCCAUGGCCGUCGCGCCCAAGCUCACCACGCGGCUUAUGCAGCCCCAGCCCGGCUCGACGGCGGGCGGAGCGCAGGGGCUGUACGCGAGCACCAAACACUUCCUUGCGCACCUGCCCCCGAACCACAAGCAGCAGCCGAGCGCUGCGAGCGCCACGAGCGCGGCGGCAUCGACGGCCAGUGCUAGCCGACACGCGGCACCGUCACCCUUCAGUGUACCCCCGGCCGGUGCGCAAACGACUGAUUUACGUGAUACAAACCUAGGGCCUUUAAGAAAUACCACUAGCAGUAGUACCAGCAGCAACACAACCAACACCAGCACCAGUGCGGCAAACAACAGCAGCAGUGGCAGCGGUGGCAGCAGUAGCAAUACCAGCAACAGUCACGCCAACGGUGCGCAGCAUCUGUUGGGCGGCGGCAGUAGCUUUGCGCGUGAGACGCGCGAAUUUCCCAAGCUGAGCCAUCGGUUGCUGCAGCCGCUAAACCACACGCUCGACCAGGGUCCGGCCCAGGGCGGGUCCGGUGGUUCCGGCCACGCGGCGAUGGUACGCCAGGAGGAACAGGACUACAACGCAUUCUGCUCAACGCUGUCGGCGGUCGCGUCGAUGGCGGCAGCCUCGCUGGCGAUGGAGGAUGAGGACCUGGCGGACAGUACGACGCCACCGCCGCAACCGUUCACCUCGGGGGGUUUGCUAGCGGCCGGGCUGGCAGGCAAUGGUACCGGCGGUGGCAGCGCCGGUGACGCGAACGGUGGCAGUGUGGAAGGUGAUCUCGGCCCGAACGGGGAACUGUUGGGUUUGAACGGUCAUCAGCAUGAGAAAAAGACUCCCAAUUCAAUUAGAGCUCAAAUAGAGAUCAUACCGUGCAAGGUGUGCGGCGACAAGUCGUCCGGGGUGCAUUACGGUGUGAUCACCUGCGAGGGCUGCAAGGGCUUCUUCCGAAGGUCGCAGAGCUCCGUCGUCAACUAUCAGUGCCCGCGUAACAAGCAGUGCGUGGUGGAUCGGGUCAACCGAAAUCGAUGCCAGUACUGUCGACUGCAAAAGUGCCUAAAGCUGGGAAUGAGUCGUGACGCUGUCAAAUUCGGACGCAUGUCCAAGAAGCAACGGGAGAAGGUCGAGGACGAGGUACGGUUUCACCGGGCUCAGAUGCGCGCACAAAAUGACGCCGCCCCGGACAGCUCCGUGUUCGACACGCAGACACCUUCCAGCAGCGAUCAGUUGCAUCACGGUUACAAUGGAAACUCUUCCCACAGCUACACAUAUUCGAACGAGGUCGGCUACAGCAGCCCGUACGGCUACUCGACCUCGGUGACGCCGCAGCAAACGAUGGGCUACGACAUCUCGGCCGACUACGUGGAUAGUACAACAACUUAUGAACCAAGAAGUACGAUGAUAGACUCAGAUUUCAUAAGUGGACACAACAAGGAUGGCUCGCCGGAACAGAACCGAGCGAUCACGCUCAACGAUAUCCGGUUGGCGCGCGUACAGCAAACGACCGCCACCACAACGACCGGUGUCGGGCAGGGCGGUAGUGAUGUGAUCGCCGACGGUGUCAAUGAUGGUGGUGGUGGUGGUCCCCGAGGUUUGACACCCCAGCAGCAACAGCAGCAGCAGCAAGCGCAUCAACCGGCACAAACGGCCACGCAUACGCUCCCACCACAGCAACACCCGCAGCCGGCUGCGGCACUGGCAAACCAUCAAACCACCGGCAACGGCAACACCACUACCAGCAAUAGUACAAUUAUCACCAUCAAGCAGGAGCAGCUUACCAACGUUGAUAGCCUUGUUGGUAGCUUUGUCGAUUCAACAACCUUCUUGCCAUCGCCACCGGCCAGCCAACAGCAGCAGCAACAUCCACACCAUCAGCACCAACAGCUGGGCAGUGCGGCACAGAUGGUGACGUCCAAUGGGGUCGGCGGUCUGGCCGGUGUACCGACGGCGACGGCCGUGGUGGCAGUGGCCGCAACCACCGUCCCAACGCCCGUCACUGGAUCAGAUGUCACUGGUAGUAGCAUUAGACGGAACGACUGCUGCCAGACUGCGGUCGCACCGGGUGGUACCGGGUCGGAUGGUAUUGCGCACUCCGCACAGGCUCACCAUCACCAUCACCAGAACACGCCGGUCUCGUUCGGCGAGGAUGACAGCUCCUGCGAUUCGCACACACGAUGGGCCGAAGGUGAUAUCAACGACGUGCUGAUAAAGACCCUUGCAGAAGCGCACGCAAACACCAACCACAAGUUAGAGAUAGUGCACGAAAUGUUCAGAAAACCACAGGAUGUUUCCCGCUUACUCUACUACAAGAACAUGACCCAGGAGGAGCUAUGGUUGGACUGUGCGGAGAAGCUAACGGCCAUGAUCCAACAGAUCAUUGAGUUCGCCAAGCUGAUACCGGGCUUCAUGCGGUUAAGUCAAGACGAUCAGAUUUUACUCCUCAAAACGGGCUCGUUCGAGCUGGCAAUCGUGCGCAUGUCUCGACUGAUGGAUCUCUCAACCAACUCCGUGCUGUACGGUGACAUUAUGCUGCCGCAGGAAGCCUUCUACACGUCCGACUCGUUCGAGAUGAAGCUGGUCGCGUGCAUAUUCGAGACGGCGAAAAGUAUUACGGAGCUGAAACUGACCGAAACGGAGCUGGCGCUCUAUCAAAGUCUGGUGCUACUGUGGCCUGAACGAAAUGGCGUACGAGGAAACACGGAAAUCCAGCGGCUGUUUAAUAUGAGCAUGUCCGCGAUCCGGCAGGAGAUUGAAGCGAACCAUGCACCGCUCAAAGGCGACGUGACGGUGCUCGAUACGUUGCUCAACAAAAUCCCCACCUUCCGUGAGCUCUCGAUCAUGCACAUGGAGGCGUUACAGAAGUUCAAACAGGAUCACCCGCAGUACGUUUUCCCGGCACUCUACAAGGAACUGUUCUCGAUCGACUCGCAGCAGGACCUGAUGACAUAACAGGAUGAUCAUGGCUACCAUCAGCCGGCACAGCAACAGCAGCAGCAGCAGCAGCAGCAGCAACACCAUCACCACCAUCAACAGCAGCAACAACAGCUACACCAUCAGCAGUCGUCGCAGACACAUUAUCAGCAGCAGUCGGCAAUCGGCACAAUAUCGCACGAUUCUGCCCAGCCACCGCUGUCGCUGCCACCGCCGCCGUAUCAACAUUCCUCGUCGGCAUCAUCAGCCUCCUCGCUAUCGUCGUGCGAUCGCCGGGAGGACACACUCGUUGCGAGCGAGCUGGACGAAGCAAUAGGACCCGCGUCGGUAACGGAUAGCAAUACGAGCAAUGGCAACAACACGUUCAUCAUCAUCAUCCAGAACGAUGGCGGCGUUGGCGAGGGACCCGUCUAGCGGCGUCAACUCUCAACUGAACUGCUCAAAACGACGGGUGGGACGCGGUUAGCUAGUAAGACGCGCUGGGGCUGGGGCGUGCCGAGGACGAACACGAGACGACAAAACACAGACAACACAAAACUGGCGGAACAAGGCCCAUGAAAUGUAGGAGAGCAAAUAGUAAGAGCAUAAAGAUAAGGAAGGGAAAUCCACUCACAGCGAAAGCAAGAGGACGGAACGCGCGAGUGUCCAGUUUGGUGAGACAAACACACAAACACACACACACGAGGAAUGCCUAGUUAUGCACCCUUAGCAAUUGUUGAUGUAAAUGAAUUUACAAGAUUUGUUAUAUUAUUUUAAUAACGCGUAAGUCGAUAAACACUGACGAUUAAGCAUAGGAAAGGAACGGGGGUUAGGAGUGCGAGGUGGCAUGGCUAGGUUGUGCCGCGUGUGGGCAGACAGGACGCCCCGGAGUGGAUGUGGAGGGGGUGGGAAAGGAAAUGUAUUUUAAAUUAUUUUCCUUUCUACUUUUUCCUUCUGCUUACUUUUUUUUACAUGGUAUAUUUGUGCCUCGAUCAUGGAUCAUAAUACUGAUCGUUUGUUUUCUAUUGUCUAUUUUUAAACAAGAUUUAUUUCUUUUAUUUUUUAACAAACACACUCACACACACACAAACGAAGUACACCCCUAUAUACAAACGAGGACUCAACCAAGCGACUGUAGACUGUAUCGUUGUCGUUCCACAAGGUGUAAGAUGUGAAGUUUAAGCACAUAGAAGGAUCGUACCGAUAGAAGAAAGUUGAGGCAAGGACACAGACACACAAACACAUACAUAGACACACACAAACAAUUUGAAAAAAAAGUGCAAUGAUCAGUCGAUCAGAAGGAGCAGGCGCUGCAGUGCGCUUUAGUAUGAUUUUGCACAACGGUACCGUGGUGCAGUUUUGGAUUAGGCUUAAGGCGUUUUGUGGCACGAUUUUUUUGUUUGUUUUGUGUCUUUUGGCCGUUUUUUUUUUCUCUGGCGGAGGGUUGUAAGCAGUUCUCUUCUCUUAUUUCUUCGUAAUCGCGGCUAACGUACAAAUAUGAUUUGUUUUACUUUUUUUGUUUGUUUUUGUUUUUUGUUUUUUUUUACGGAUGGUGAAAGACGAAGCGAUUAGUAGGGCGUUAGGAAAAUUUUGGAACCCGCGCGGAGGGUGCGUUAUUGCGCCCGCCCCGGCUCCUGUGCAACUGAAUAGUCUGAUUUCUUUAGUUAAUAUAGCCUGUCCGAAUAGAGAAUGAGAGAAACCUUUUUUUUGGUACGAAACAGAAGUAAACGCAGCGUGUGGCGUGUUUGUUAUACGCGAAGCUGUUUUUGGCCACCAAAACACGAACAGAACAGAAUCUCUUCUCUUUGUUUCUCUCUUUCGAUUAGGGUUGCUUAACGUGUAUGUGUUUUACCUUUUGUUUUUUUACUUUUCCGUUCUAUUUCUAACUGUCCUUUCCUUAGAGUAAGUGACUAAGUAUACCUUUCCUUCAUCCGGUACUUGCUGGCCGAAGUAACAUUUUGAAACACUGCGUGUGAGUGUGUGUGUGUGUGUGCGUGUGACGAAAUCAAGCAAACGAAAAAUAGAUUCCACGUUUUAGGGAAAAAAACAACCACCAAAUUCUUAGCCCAGUAAAGUCCUUGUUGGUUCAGGAUGGACGUUCCCUUUUUCGGUUCAGUAUUAGAUCGCUAACGAAAAAGGAAUCUUAUAAAAAAGAAGAAACCCACUCAAACACAAACUUCAAGCUGGUCAAAUAAUCGACCCUUUUUGGCAUCCGAAAAGAUUCGAUUGGAGACCCUGUGAAGGAUUUUUAAAUCUAUAAAUUGUUGAGGAAUUGUUUGCAUAGUUUCUUUUUUUUUUUUGGCGUAAGCAACUUUUCUACUGUUGUUUGGUUCGUUAUUUGCUAUUCUGUGUCAUAAUGUGUCACCAGUGUCGAUGUUUGUGUUGUUACUGUUGUUGUUGCGUGUAUCAGCAAGUGAGGAUAAUUUGCAAAAAAAGAACGCUUCUUGUCUUGAACCAUAGCGAGGAAAAAUAGUAGGAAAUAAAUAAAGCAGCAACAAAAUCCGACACCGGCGACUGAAAGGAUGCUAGGAGAGAAAAUUCAAAAAAAUCGUACUGAAGUUAUAUUUAUAAGGUAUUGUAGAACAAUUUUUCUCUUAGCUUACUCACAUAAACAAAACAAAACACACCCGUACACAUCUUCUAGCACACUUUAUGAUGCAUAUUUGAGAGCACAGCGCUGUUAGUGGGGUUUCAGUCGAGGCAAAAGGGCUGCUAUUAAAUCGUACACAUACAUCAAGCAGAUGCUGAGCAGAAAAAAGUAGAGGAAAAAACACUAUCAGAAAAUACAGUUGUAGAAUGUACUAAACCACCAAUACAUUGCCGUUGGCUUUAUUUGUUUCGAAAUCGGCUUCAUGUUUCUGUUUGCUACUCUACUGCAAAUUGUUUAACUGUUGUUUAAUUAUAAUCAGACGAGAAGAACAAACAAAUCGCACACUUCCAAAUGAGUAAUAGUUAAUUGAAGCGUUUUAGAGCGUUAUUUCUAACGAUUGUUUUGUUGGCACAACAAAAAUGGAGGCUGGUAAAUAGGGUGUCCUCUUUGGAUCGCAUUAUUCAGUAUGCCCCCGGUAUGCCAUUAUUAAGUAUCCUUUGACCAUGGAUAUAGACACACAAACACACAUAAGGAAAACACAUUUCUUCAACGUGUGGCUGUCGAAUGCUGAUUACAAACUUAACAAGACAUAGAUGUACCAAGGUGCAGAAUAGAUCAAAAGCAACGUAAAUCGAACUGGAGACUGUUGUUUGACACAGAACACACUCUCUCACUCCCAAACACACAAGCAAACACACACAGACACACAAACGGUAAUUACAAAAAUUCGAACCGAAAAUGAAAUGAGAACUUAUAAAUGUAUGGGUGCUUCUAUAUGAAACAAAAAAAUAUAUAUAAAUAGGUAUAUAUAUAGAGAGAGAAAGAGAGAAAGAAAGAGAAAGAAAAGGUAAAGAUAGUAACGAGCGUAAAAGGAAAGAAAACAAAUACAGAAUGAUAUACAUAUAUAUACAUCUAUAUUUAAAAAAGAAAACAAAAAAAAAACACAAAACUUAAAGCGAACGAAGAAAUAAGAGAAAGAAUAAGGAAGUUACAAAAGAAUUACAAAAAAAACUAGUAUAACAACACACAAAGAUUGACUGUGACUGACCGUUGGUAGCAAAUUGGUUAAAGUGUAAAGAUUAGCAAAAGAAUGAUGGUAAAAAGUAAAAAAAAAAGCAAACACUAGACAAAACCAUAGACACACAUACAAAACACAUACAUAGACACACCUACACGUAUAGAGAGAUAAUGAAACUGUUAUACAACCGUUUUGUGGAUAUAAAUAGAGCAAAGAGGGAGGGAAAGAUAGCGAGAGAGAGAGAGAGAGAGAGAGAGAGAGAGAGAGAGAGAGAGAGGGAAAGUUGUAUGAAUCCAACAAACUUAAGACUCUGUGGAACGAUAAUGUAAAACAAAGUAAAAAUGACUGUAGCAUACGCGGUGUACACGGAAGCUAACACACACAGUUACAGUUUUUUGAAAUCAGACUCCUUAACUCGCCUGAUCAUCUUCACUUUUUCAUGAAUGUAAUGAAUUAAUUGCCUUAAAUGAUAUAUACAACAACAAAAAAAACAUAUAUAAAUUGCAUAAAAAUAUACAAUAAAAAUAUAUUUAAAACGUGGGGGCACAACCAAGCAACCCAGGACGAGCAGAACUGUUAUCGGUAGGGGAAAAUCCAUACGUCAGAGCAGAGACAGAAAACUGAAUACAAACACACAUACACACACUCACACAAAACAAACCACAACGUACAUACAUGCAAAGCAGUAAUACAGCAAACUAGAUCAUAGCAGCAGCAGCCGCAGGACAUGAUUCCCGUUGCUGAGUAGCGGUUAGACAAAACGUUAGACAGCGGUGCAAUUCGCGCAGUUACAUUACGCGACCGUGCUGCACUGGUGGGUGUUAAGAUAAUGAUUUAGUUUUUAGUAAAGGACUCCAGUCUUUUGUUUUUGUAAGAACGGCACGAACGGCGAGCAAAUGGCACAGGCAAAACCGUGCAUUACGGCGACGACGAGACACAAAGUUAAGGAAAAACUAGACCGACAGAAACACUCAUGUACGACACGGGUACGGUAGCAGACAAAACAAACAAAGCAAACAAACAAACACGAAAGCAGAAAAGGAAGCAAAACAAAGCAAAAAAGCGCGAUGAUUAAAUGGUUAUCUAUAAUUCUAUACAUAUAGACUAUAUACAUAAUGACGUUAGUGGAAAGAAAAGGUAACAAUAGUUGUAAGCAAGAGCGCAAGAAUGAUGAGUUAAGAGAGGUUUGAAGCAGUUUGGACAAACAAGCAAACAAAACAAAACAAAACAAAAAACCACGCGGCAACGGUUUACGCGCACGGUUCAGAUGGGGAGGGCACGUUGUCCGGGUGUGACAUAGGCAUAGGCAAAGUUGAUGAACUCUAAUAUAAUUUAAAUUAAUUUAAAACGCGAUGUGAGAGAAACUUUAGAUACGAAUAAUUUUUUGACUAGUGAAAAUGGGCAGGUCGGAGUUUUGCGUUUUGCAUUUUUGUUUCGCACUUCGGAGAGAAAAAGAGAGAGAAGAAUACAACUGAAGAAGAAGAAAGUAAAUUCAGGUAUACACAGGCAAAGCAAAAAGAUCAUAGAAAACACAUUCACAAUGCGAUAAGAUGACUGAAAGCGAAGGUUUAAUAUAAAAUCAACAAAUAAACACAUACACACAUACAACAAAACAUACCGAAGAUAAUGCGAAAGAAUGCGAACGCGACUACAAGUUGAUACAUGAUAGUACAUAAACAACAACAAAAACAAAAACAAAACUCACAAUAGCAAAAUUUCGGGUAGCUCUUAAGUUCACUGAAAACAUUUAUUCUAUAAUCAUCCAGAUCAAGUUAGGAGGAAGGCGGUUAGGCAAAAAACAAGGUUAAAAUAAUAAUUAAAAAAUAAAAAAAAAACACAACACACAAAAACGUCGGAAGAAACACAUCCUUCUGUCUCUCAUUAAGAUACACAGAAGGGACACACGGUUAAUGAGAAUAUUGCAUAAAUGAUUCACUGAGCGAAUGAAGCGAAGCCUUUUUGAAAUAAACUGAUUAAUCCUUAUUAUGAAACGUUGUGUUGCGUUUUGUUUCACUGCUUAUACGGUUGUGGAUGUGGAGGUGUUUGGUAAAACGAUUGCAAAGGAGGAUGUGUGGAUCGAGUGAGGCACCGGUGCUGUGGUUUCACAUCGUAGAAGUUUCGGAAAUAAAGCAGUACUGUACGAGCAGUCUUUGACGAGUGACGAGUGAUGUGUUAUUAUUAUUUGCGAAGAUAAGUAUACAACUAUUCGGAUAAGGUUUAUUGUUUGAUUUAUUUACAGUUUAAUUUUACGCGUGAAGCUAGGCGCACUAAUUUAUGUCUAUUUUCUGACAUCAAAAAGCGAAUUGUGAGAAAAGGCAAGCGAUUGCUUUACAUCUUCGGUAAGGCAUAACAAAAGUUGUUGAACAUUUUCCCUCAAUUGUGCGGAACUACUACAGGCUGCAAUAUCUCAAUCUCAAAUAGGAGCAUAUUUCUAGCGCACAAUUUAUGCGAUCAUACCACGUACAUGUACAAUACAGGUAAUUACUUAAGAUAAACAAAAACCGAACAAACACAUUCAAAACCCCAUCAACCAAGCAGUAAGGUAAACCGUUUCAUCAGCAGCAAAGACUAUUUCUCUUCUCCAUUUUCAAGUUUGUAGAAGUUUAACAAAACAGUAAGAAACAAACAGAAACAAAUCAAUAACAAUGAAAAACAGAAGAGAAUUACCAUAACUAACAGAGAAUAAACGAGAGAGUAGUUCAAAUAAAAUAGCAGUGAACGUGAAAUUGCUCCAAUAUAAAAUAAACAAACUCAUACGUUCGUCGGUAAGAUUCGUUUUUAUGUACUUUUUUUAUUUCAGAAAUUUGUACGUUAGCAUAAGACCCCGACUCGGGAUGGAAUACUGCGAGAGGUAGAGUGAUGUUCACUAUUGGAAAACGUAAAAUUCAAAAACUGAACCAAGAACUGAUCCUUUUGGAAAACAUUUAUACUACAGCACCAGACAGUUGCAUUUUGAACCAAAACAAAA
Messenger RNA from Anopheles gambiae (African malaria mosquito), 11471 nucleotides. RefSeq names its product probable nuclear hormone receptor HR3 (gene Hr3). The coding region runs from base 1809 to 4934 and encodes 1041 amino acids. The transcript has 13 exons. Lineage: Eukaryota; Metazoa; Arthropoda; Insecta; Diptera; Culicidae. Gene Ontology annotation, cellular component: nucleus. Gene Ontology annotation, molecular function: RNA polymerase II cis-regulatory region sequence-specific DNA binding; nuclear receptor activity; zinc ion binding. The record is from RefSeq and is a predicted model, not a curated record. Gene Ontology annotation, biological process: regulation of transcription by RNA polymerase II.